This is a messenger RNA of Neoarthrinium moseri, 1527 nucleotides long. RefSeq lists its product as uncharacterized. Gene Ontology annotation, molecular function: oxidoreductase activity, acting on paired donors, with incorporation or reduction of molecular oxygen; iron ion binding; heme binding. The transcript has 4 exons. Bases 1 to 1527 code for a protein of 508 amino acids. The record is from RefSeq and is a predicted model, not a curated record. Lineage: Eukaryota; Fungi; Ascomycota; Sordariomycetes; Amphisphaeriales; Apiosporaceae.
AUGGCAGUGCUUAAUGUCCUCCUCUCGCCCUGGGCGCCAGUGGCGGCCUUUGUCGCUCUGAUUGCCUAUGUCUUAUAUCCUUAUCUUGUGUCAUACAAGGACCUGAAGGGUAUACCCGCUGUCUUCCCGGCUCAGUUUACAGACCUGUGGCUGUUCGCGGUUUGCAGACGAGGCAACCGAUACGAGGUCGUCAAUGAAGCCCACAAACGUCUGGGAAAGGUUGUACGGCUCGCGCCGAACCAUGUCAGCGUGGCAGAUGUCGAUGCAAUUCCAGUGAUAUACGGCCACGGCAAUGGCUUUCUGAAAUCCGACUUCUAUGACCCCUUCGUGUCAAUUCGCCGGGGAUUGUUUAACACGAGAAACCGGGCCGAGCACUCACGAAAGCGGAAGAUAGUCUCACAUACCUUUGCACCAAAGUCGGUUGUCGAGUUUGAGCCAUACGUGCGACAGAACCUGGAACUCUUCGUCAAACAAUGGGACUCUCUCAGCAGCACGCCUCUUCCUGAUGGCUAUGCUCACUUAGACUGCCUAUCCUGGUUCAACUACCUAGCCUUUGAUACGAUAGCCGACCUGGCCUUUGGCAAACCUUUUGGGAUGCUCGCAUCUGGCGCGGACAUUGCCGAGAUCAAAGCAUCCCCGACGAGCCCUCCCAUAUACGCACCAGCAUGUGAGAUCUUGAAUCGCCGUGGCGAGGUAUCGGCCACACUCGGAGCCAUGCCUUGGUUGAAGCCAUACGCCAAGUGGCUGCCAGACCCAUUUUUUAGCAAAGGACUAGAGGCUGUUGAGAACCUGGCUGGUAUUGCCAUCGCACGUGUUAGUGACCGUCUGGCCUCGCCGCCAGAUAUCAACCGCAAGGACUUGUUGGCUCGAUUGAUGGAAGGGAAGGAUGAGAAGGGCGAGCCGCUCGGCAGAGAAGAGCUGACUGCCGAAGCCCUGACGCAGCUCAUCGCCGGCAGCGAUACGACCUCCAACAGCUCCUGCGCGCUCCUGUACCACGUCGUCCGGACCCCCCACGUAUUCCCCAAGCUGCGCGCGGAGCUCGACGAGGUCAUCUCGGACGACGCCGAGGUGCCGACCUUUGAGCAGGUCAAGCGGCUGCCGUACCUGGAGAUGGUCAUCAACGAGACGCUGCGGUACCACUCGACGUCGGGCAUCGGGCUGCCGCGGCAGAUCCCGGCCGAGUCGCAGGGCAUCCACCUCAACGGGCGCUUCUUCCCGGCGGGCACCGUGCUGAGCGUGCCGACCUACACCAUGCACCACUCCAAGGAGAUCUGGGGCGCCGACGCCGACGAGUUCGUGCCCGAGCGGUGGGAGAACCUGACGCCGCAGCAGAAGAACGCCUUCAUCCCCUUCAGCCACGGCCCGCGGUCGUGCGUCGGGCGCAACCUGGCCGAGAUGCAGAUGAAGCUGAUUGCGGCCACGUGGGUCAAGCGGUACGACGUGUUCCUGCGGCAGAAGGUCAUGGAGACCCGCGAGGGGUUUUUGAGAAAACCGCUCGGCCUUGAGGUUGGAAUCAAGCGUCGUUAG